This is a messenger RNA of Acipenser ruthenus (sterlet), 3883 nucleotides long. RefSeq names its product p21 protein (Cdc42/Rac)-activated kinase 2b (gene pak2b). Gene Ontology annotation, cellular component: cytoplasm. The record is from RefSeq and is a predicted model, not a curated record. The transcript is spliced from 15 exons. The coding region runs from base 302 to 1870 and encodes 522 amino acids. Gene Ontology annotation, biological process: intracellular signal transduction; regulation of MAPK cascade; protein phosphorylation. Gene Ontology annotation, molecular function: protein serine/threonine kinase activity; ATP binding. Lineage: Eukaryota; Metazoa; Chordata; Actinopteri; Acipenseriformes; Acipenseridae.
GGGUUGGGUCGCUAGUUCCGCUUCCCCUCCGCCAUUGUGGAUCUGACGGUGUCUCUGCCCGACAAGGAGAAAGAAAAAUAAAUUAUACAAGCAAGGAAGCAGUUCAGCCUAAUGUGUUUAUUAGAGAAGUGUCACAAAAACAGGUUGUAAAAUAUUAGUUAUUUUAAAGUACAAAUAAUUAGGACAUUGUUGUCGGUUUCCGGGAGGCGGAGUCUGGAGUUUGUGGAAGUUUGAAGCUGUGGAGUUGAGAUCUUCGCUUGGUGGUCUCUGCCCUCCUCUCUUCCCGCGGUGUCUCCCUGUCAUGUGUGAUAACGGUGAGCUGGAGGACAAACCGCCCGCCCCCCCGGUCAGAAUGAGCAGCGCCAUCUUCAGCUCUGGAGGAGGCAAGGACCCGCUGUCAGCCAAUCACAGCUCCAAGCCCCUGCCCUCUGUGCCAGAGGAGAGGAAACCCCGCAACAAGAUCAUCUCUAUCUUCUCCGGGACAGAGAAAGGUAGCAAGAAGAAGGAGAAGGAGCGUCCUGAGAUCUCCCCUCCCUCGGACUUCGAGCACACCAUCCAUGUGGGCUUCGACGCAGUCACAGGAGAGUUCACUGGCAUGCCGGAGCAGUGGGCCAGGCUGCUGCAGACCUCCAACAUCACCAAGUCCGAGCAGAAGAAGAACCCCCAGGCGGUGCUGGACGUCCUCAAAUUCUACGACUCCUCCGACAACGCCAAGCAGAAAUACCUCAGCUUCUCUGCCUCCGAUAAAGAUGCUUUUUCCUCAGGAACGCAGGCGUCCGCCAAGAAGGGGGUGGAGCAGACGGCCGAUGCGGGUACAGAUGAUGAUGAUGAGGAGACCCCUCCCCCUAUCGUGGCACCACGUCCUGAGCACACCAAAUCGAUGUACACACGCUCCGUCAUCGACCCCAUCCCUGCGCCAGCAGCACACACGGACGGAGACAAGGCUGCCGAUCGACAGAAGAAGAAAUCCAAGAUGACAGAUGAGGAGAUCAUGGAGAGACUGAGAACCAUAGUCAGUAUUGGAGACCCAAAGAAGAAAUACACGAGAUAUGAGAAGAUUGGGCAGGGGGCUUCGGGAACAGUGUUUACAGCAAUCGAUGUCGCCACUGGGCAAGAGGUUGCUAUCAAACAAAUCAAUCUGCAGAAGCAGCCCAAGAAAGAGCUGAUUAUCAACGAGAUUCUUGUGAUGAAAGAGUUAAGGAACCCCAACAUCGUCAACUUCGUUGACAGUUUCCUGGUAGGGGACGAGCUCUUCGUGGUGAUGGAGUACCUGGCCGGAGGCUCGCUGACCGAUGUAGUGACAGAGACCUGUAUGGACGAGGCUCAGAUUGCAGCCGUGUGCCGGGAGUGUUUGCAAGCCCUGGAGUUCCUGCAUGCUAACCAGGUGAUCCAUCGAGACAUCAAGAGUGACAACGUGCUCCUGGGAAUGGACGGCUCUGUCAAACUCACUGAUUUUGGGUUCUGUGCUCAGAUCACCCCUGAGCAGAGCAAGCGCAGCACCAUGGUGGGCACCCCCUACUGGAUGGCCCCAGAAGUGGUCACACGGAAAGCGUACGGCCCCAAAGUGGACAUCUGGUCUCUGGGGAUCAUGGCCAUCGAGAUGGUGGAGGGGGAGCCCCCUUACCUCAAUGAGAACCCCCUGAGGGCCCUGUAUCUCAUUGCCACGAAUGGCACCCCUGAGCUGCAGAACCCGGAGAAGCUCUCCCCGAUCUUCAGGGACUUCCUGAACCGCUCUCUGGAGAUGGACGUGGAGAAGAGAGGCAGCGGCAAGGAGCUGCUGCAGCACCCCUUCCUGAAGCUGGCCAAGCCUCUGUCCAGCCUGACGCCUCUCAUUCUGGCAGCCAAGGAAGCCAUGAAGAGCAGCCGCUAGCCAAGCCUUCCUGUGCCACCGGCAUCGGACCAGCCACCGCCACAUGAGAACUGGAGCACCACCACGCCUUUCAAUACUGCAUCUCUCCCCUCGCUCUCCACCCUCCUCCUCGCCUUUCAAACUGCAUCUCUCCCCCUCGCUCUCCACUCUCCCCCUCGCCUUUCAAACUGCAUCUCUCCCCCACGCUUUCCACCCUCCUCCUCGCCUUUCAAACUGCAUCUCUCCCCCUCGCUCUCAACUCUCCCCUUCGCUCUCCACCCUCCUCCUCGCCUUUCAAACUGCAUCUCUCCCCCUCGCCUUUCAAACUGCAUCUCUCCCCCUCGCCUUUCAAACUGCAUCUCUCCCCCUCGCCUUUCAAACUGCAUCUCUCCCCCUCGCCUUUCAAACUGCAUCUCUCCCCCUCGCCUUUCAAACUGCAUCUCUCCCCCUCGCUCUCCACUCUCCCCCUCGCCUUUCAAACUGCAUCUCUACCCCUCACUCUCUACUCUCCCCCUCUCCUUUCAAACUGCAUCUCUCCCCCUCGCUCUCCACUCUCCCCCUCGCCUUUCAAACUGCAUCUCUCCCCCUCGCUCUCCACUCUCCCCCUCGCCUUUCAAACUGCAUCUCUCCCCCUCGCUCUCCACUCUCCCCCUCGCCUUUCAAACUGCAUCUCUCCCCCUCGCUCUCCACUCUCCCCUACGCCUUUCAAACUGCAUCUCUUCCCCUCGCUCUCCACUCUCCCCCUCGCCUUUCAAACUUCAUCUCCCCCCACGCUCUCUACUCUCCCUCACACUCUCUACUCUCCCUCACGCUCUCUACUCUCCACUCUCACCUUUCAAACUGCAUCUCUUCCCCUCGCUCUCCACUCUCCCCCUCGCCUUUCAAACUUCAUCUCCCCCCACGCUCUCUACUCUCCCUCACACUCUCUACUCUCCCUCACGCUCUCUACUCUCCACUCUCACCAUUCAAACUGCAUCUCGCCCCCUCUCUCCCUACUCUCCCCCAUGCUCUCUACCCUCUCUGUUUUCUCGCUCGCUCUCGCUCUCGCUCUCUCUCUCUCUCUCUCUCAUGAUCUGUGUGUCUCUCCUUCUCUCCUCUGCUGUGCCUGGGUAUCUACAUUAGGAAUGGGUAAAAAGGCUCUGGUUUUCCCUCCUCCACUUUGAACUUCUUGAGCCAGUUGUUUGUGAAUUGAUUGCGAUACCAAACAGCGAGUAGGGCAUCCAUGUACCUGCACACAUUCACACAUACCAUUUUCACCACAAAUGUGAUUUAUCGAUUGGAAUCUGUCUCUAGUUAAUAAAAAAAAAAAACUUAAAAUUUUUUAAAAAGUAUUGUUCGGCGCCCUUUUGGAUCCGAUUGUUCUUUACCGUGGAAAGCGGUUGAAUGACAGCAAUUCAUCCCAAAUGGCGCCCACAAAAACCUUGUGGUGAUGGGAAGUCGGCUGCACUUUCAUGUAAGUUGAGCUCACCUAGUUUGAUCAAUGUGGAACGAAGGUUCUGCUGUGUAUAAUUUGAAUGAAGAAUUGGGUUCAAAGGUAAUGGUGUACACCCUAAAGGGGAGUAGGAUUCCAGACCUCUUUCCUUGUCUCUAAUCUCAAUACUUGAAUUGCAGAGCUCUGUUAACCUUGAAGGGGGCGCUUUUUAAUUCAUGUUCUAUGACCUUUUAUUGUUUCUUAAAAUACAAAAAGAAAGUGUUUUUUUAGUGUAUAGGGUGAGCUGUUUCUUUCUUUAUUUACUAGGACUCGGGAAGCUUAACCCUUCAGAUUUUUUAAUUGUUUUGUAUAUUAUGUACUUAAAGUGGAAAUUGCAGCCUAGCUAUCCGGACAUUUUUAUAUUUCAAGUAGCUGUGUGUGUACACUGUUAUUUUUGUUUAUUUUUAAACUAACAAUCUUCUUGAUGGUUUAGCACUUGAGAUUUUACAGGUUUCCUGCUAGUUCGACGAGUCAAACGAUUAUUACUGUAUUUCUAUUUUUUUGGUUCUCAGAGUUUAACUGCCUUGUUUCUGCAAAAAAAAUAAACUAAAAGGAAAUUUAAA